GGAAGGAAACCGAACCAACCAGAAUGGAGCACGUGCAAACUCCACACAGACAGUCACUCGAGUGUGGGAUUGAACCUGGGUUCCUGGCGCUGUGAGGCAGCAGUGCUAACUGCUGAGCCACCGUGCCACACUGUUCUUGCACUUUCCCAUCAUUGUUCCCUUCAUGUUGCUAUGGGCUAGCUUUAGAGAACGUUUAAUGGCUUCCCACUUCAUGUAAAUCCCAGGAAGUCCGAAAGCAAGGGCUUAACGAGCUCCUCAAUGAACUAAAGAUGGUCGAUUAACAAGGUUAGUGACUUCUCUUUCCCUGUUGACUCCCUUGGGGAGAUGAUCAGAUUUGGAACAAAGUCUCCAGAAUGGUCAUUGAUGCUAAUGUGUUUCCACCCAGCUCCCUUCAAUCCCAAUUUGGAAAGCGAAAAUUCCAUCCUUCCCAUAUCAUUUCAGUAUCUCUGUUCUGUUAAUCUAGGAUGGUCUGCCGAUUGCCUGCAGGAGUGGGGCAGCUUUGUACGACUGGCAAUUCCCAGCAUGCUCAUGCUGUGUAUCGAAUGGUGGACUUACGAGAUUGGAACCUUCCUAGCAGGCCUAAUUAGUCAAGUUGAACUCGGAGCACAGUCUGUAAUUUAUCAAGUGCUGACAGCAGCUUACAUGAUCCCUCUGGGAUGUAGUGUGGCUGCAAGUGUACGUGUGGGUAACGCACUGGGUGCAAAGAAUCCAGAGAAAGCUAAAACGUCUGCUACAGUUUCCCUGUGUUUUGUUGGGUGCUGUUCCUUGCUGAUUGCAUUGACUGUGGGAGCUUCAAGAAGUGUGCUAGGUUACAUCUUCACCACUGACAAAGAUAUCAUCCAGUUAGUUUCAUGCGUUGACCCCAUCAUUGCUACUUUCCAUUGGUUUGAAGCCAUAGCUACUGUAAGCGGCGGGGUGUUAAGAGGACUUGGGAAGCAAAAACUGGGAGCGAUUGGAAACCUGGUGGGUUUCUACUCAAUUGGGUUUCCCCUUGGCGUCACACUGAUGUUUGCUGCACAUCUUGGUAUCCUAGGUCUCUGGUCUGGACUGUUCAUUUGUGUCGUUGUGCAAACUGUUUUCUUUUUAAUUGUGAUUUCAAGAAUGAACUGGAACAAAGCAUCCGAUCAGGCGAUGGUUAAUGCAGGUGUGAAGAUAAACAUGGACACCCCUUGCACUCCAUCUAAUCCCCAGACUGAGGAUCUUUCAACAGGUCAAUGUACACAGGGCCACACUAUCAUUGUGUUGACCAAUCUCAGCCAAGCGGAGAUUAGCACAGACACAGAACAACUGAGAGAAGAUACCUCUGCACUAGAAAUUGGAGUUACCACAGUCGGAGAAAUCUUGUCCACAAAACAACUGAUCAUUCGCCGUGGGCUAGCCUUCCUUUCAGGACCCCUGAUCCUGGCCAUUGGACUUGUGAUACAAUUAACUGUUUCAAAGCAAACAUAGAGCCUUGAUGAAUUUAGAAGAGAAAAGCAGGGCUGAAGAUGACAUUCUGCAGCAUGAGGAAGAGCCAGUGGACAACAAGAUAUCACUGUUAACAUGGGACAUCAGUUGCUGCAGGGAAAUUCCAGUCUCCUGCCAACUAUUUAAGGAAACAUCCUUGGCAGUGUACAAGUAUCUGACAGACCGUUGACAAUUCAAUUACAACCGAAGCCCCCCCCCCUCCCAAACUCUGAAUGAACUGGGAGUCAGUGGUUGAUCAUGUCCACAGCUCCUAAACCACAAUGGUUUCCAAGCAACCAUUAAAUUGAACAUCAUCGGCAGUAACUAUUGACAGAUAACAGUCUGAAAAAAGCAGAGGAACACAAAUUUGGUUGUUAUUGAUUUAUCUUAAAUAUAUUUCAAAGCUUUGAAUCCAGCAUUUGUUUCAGGGUGUCACGUCCAAUUUGUGGAUAUCUAACGGCAGAUCCAAAGAAGUGCAGUUGUGCAAUCUGACACGAUUGAUGCACUUCAUCAAUAUUAACAAAUUUCCUACGCCCUUGCUCACUGUUAGGUCAAAUGGUGCACUCCACCAUGUAACGCACUUUGUAUUAUUCUGUUGUAUACAUGGAGCUGGCCUGUUUAGGCCACACAGUCCAAAUCCUGUAGAUGCUGAGAUCAACUAGCUUGCAGUUGAUUAGCAACUUUGGCAGACUUCCAGGUGUUUGUGACUCUCUUGGUCAGAAGAGAAUGGCACAAAGUGACUCUGAAGGAGGAUCUGGAACUUCAAACUCUCUGAGUUAGAAGCAAUGCCAUUCCCAAGGACUGACGGACACGCACCAAGAAAGUACUUUGCAGUACUUGGGAAACCUUUACAGCACAAAUGUAGCAGUCUGAAGAAGAUAAAGGUUGUUCUUCUAAAUAUUGGACCAAUGGGUCAGAAUAUUACUGAGGAAAUGUGCUUACAUUAGCAUUAGUAUUGCCAUAUUGCUGAUAAUGAUGCUGUUUGUGUAUUUUAGAGCAUUCCCUGCCAGGAAUCAUUGCAUAAAGCUUGGAGUAAAUUAAUUCGACAAUUAAUUAAAAUAACUCCCUGUGCGAAUGCAGUUCACAUUCAUGCUUCUCAGGGAUUUACACAUAGGCUACAAUUAUAGAGUGCAGACUGAAAUUUUCUUUUGUAAUAAUUCUUGCUUCAAACCAUUGGAUUAUAGGUGCUGCUAAAAUACCAAUGUAUUGCAGUGCUUUAUGGCUCAUUUCUACAAAAAUCAUGUAUUAUUACAAAAAAAAAGUUUCUGAGUGAAUGUUACUGACCAUAUUGCAAUAAGAGAACAAAUAAAGCCAAGUCUUUGCUGAUCAAAUGCCAGGAUUUGAUUCUUCUCUGCAAUUCCAGUAAGGAUUUUAAUGUAAAUGCUGUACCCCAGUGUGAUAGGACGGUGGUCCACAGGUGCAAGUUCAUGAACUGGGUAAAAUCAGAAUGUCAUAUUGUCAUUAGUUGGUGAGAUGGUUUAAAAUUCCAUAUUCUUAUCAUUCCACGAUUGUGGUCUUGCCUUUAGUUCCAUCAGCUCUAAGCUCUGGAAUUCUUUUUCUGAACAUCUUCUCCCAUCUACUUGUCUCUCAUAGUAACGAAAAAACAAAGAGCAGGAGUUGGUCAUUCAGCCCCUCUAGGAUGCUCCACCAUUCGAUAUGAUUAUGAUCACAUCUCGGUCUCAACUCCACUUUCCUGCCCGCUGUCCACAACCUUUCAACUCAUUACUAAUUAAAAAUCUGUGUAUCUCCUCCUUAAAUUUACUCAAUGUCCCAGCAUCUUCCACACUUUUGGGUAGUGAAUUCCACAGAUUCGCGGCCCUUCGAGAAAAGCAAUUUCUCCUCGACUCUGUUUUAAAUCUGCCAUCCCUUAGCCUAAAACUAAAACAUUCAUUCUAGAUUGCCCCACAUGAGGAAAUGUCCUCUCUACAACUACUUUGUCAAUACCCUUUAGCAUCUUAUAUACCUCAAUUAGAUCUCCUCAUUCUUCUAAACUCCAGAGAGUAUAAAUUGCUCAAUUUCCCUUCAUAAUGGUCCCAGCAAUGGAAAACUUAACGUAUGAGGAACGUUUGAGGACUCUGGGACUAUACUCAUCGGAAUUUAGACAGAUGAGGGGGAAUCUAAUUGACACUUUCAGAAUACUGAAUGGCCUGAACACAGUGGAUGUUGGGAAGAUGCUUCCAUUGGUAGGAGAGACUAGGACCCGAGGGCACAGCCUUAGAGUAAAGGGAAGACCUGUUUGAAUGGUGAAAAGGAGAAACUUCUUCAGCCAGAGAAUGGUUAAUCUAUGGAAUUCACUGCCACAGAAGGCUGUGGAGGCCAGGACAUUGAGUACAUUUAAGACUGAGAUAGAUAGGUUCUUGAUUAUCAAGGGGAUCAAGGGUUAUGGGGAGAAAGCGGGAGAAUGGGGUUGAGGAACUUACCAGCCAUGAUUGAAUGGUGCAGCAGACUUGAUGGGCUGAAUGGCCUAAUUUCUGCUCCUAUGUCUUAUGGUCUUAUGGUCUUAUUAGACAAAUCUCUCAUCUCUGGGACCAAUCUGGUGAACCUCCUCUGAACUGCCUCCAAUGCAGCAAAAUCCCUCCUCUUCCUUUAAGACUCUAUUUCAAAUGUAUUCCUUUGGGCAAGCUCUCGGUCACCUGUUUUAACAUCUCCAUAAGCGACUCAGUGUUAAAUACUAUUUGCUAAGAGGCUGUUACUCCAGGCUGAAGAGUCUGGAACCAGGGAACAAAACCUUAGGAUAAGGGGUUGGCCAUUUAGGCCGGAUUGGCUUUGUUUUCUCUUUGAGGGUUCUGAAUUCUUGGAAUUCUUUAUCCCAAAAGGUUGGUUAUUGAGUAUAUCCAAAACUGAGACCUGUACAUUCUUGAAAUCCAAACAGAGGUGGGAAUCAGGCAAGAAAUUGACGUCCAGGUUGAAGGACGGCCUAAUCUUACUGAAUGGCAGAGCAGCCUCAAGUCUUUAUAUGGCCCAUUCCCUUCUUAUAUGGUUAAUUUUGUUAUGGUCCCUGUGAGAUUGCCAAAUGUAUAUUACAGUCUGGCUAAGGACUAGUAACAUGUUGAUUUAAAGUAGACAGAGGGACUGACAAGGAGAACAAAGCCCCAAUACUCCACAAUUUCAAACAAAUAAAAUAAACUUUACUAAACAAAACUAGAACAGGAAAAUAGUCUACAAUAUGCAUGCAACUUAUAGUCUAACAUCCAGCACUUACUGUAGCUGGCCACCCCACAGAGGCCACCACCAAACAGGAGAUGGUGCAGAGCCAGAUUCUACUGACUCCUCGGCAGCCCAAACAAACAAAAGGGACAUUCUUGGUGAGCAAAUCUGUCAAAACUUUGUCUCCCAUACAAGGGAUUCCACUUCUUCACUUUCAAAGAUCUAGCUUUGAAACUUCCUCUAAAGCUACUCCAGCAUGCCUCACUGACUGCUCACUUUCUCGCAGCUCCCAGGACUGUACUCCCUGAAUUCCUACUCUGGGCACAAUGCCAGCACUUUUACAUUCAGCGUGCUUUACUAAGCUGAUACUGUCCCUAGAAUUCUCUGAGUUCCAAUAUUUCUUAGUGAAUAUUGCAUAUGGGGUUCCUUCACCCCAGACUCAAUUGCACUGAACCACCAGUGGUUCCCGGAAGUUCUUCCAAUUGCAUGAAGGGUCUAAAAAGGUUAAUGGUGAGGGGUACAUUAAGCACUAUCCAAUAGAAAGAUGUCUUAUGGAAAUAGGCAAGGGGAACAGGUUUGGACAACAAAGGAGAGGGGCCUAAUUAUUAAUGUUUCCUUCAUUAUUUUCAUAGCAAUGUCUGUCAUACUACUGUAAAUUGUACCAAGCUGUUGUCAUGCAAUAAACUUCAUCUUGUAUAA
Rhincodon typus (whale shark) is the source of this 5292-nucleotide messenger RNA. Its product is annotated as multidrug and toxin extrusion protein 1-like. The transcript has 9 exons. Gene Ontology annotation, molecular function: xenobiotic transmembrane transporter activity; antiporter activity. The record is from RefSeq and is a predicted model, not a curated record. NCBI's taxonomy places the organism in Eukaryota, Metazoa, Chordata, Chondrichthyes, Orectolobiformes, Rhincodontidae. Gene Ontology annotation, biological process: transmembrane transport. The coding region runs from base 325 to 1449 and encodes 374 amino acids. Gene Ontology annotation, cellular component: membrane.